AUGAAGGCUCCCCUUGCGGCUUUAUCUAUUGCAGGAUCAAUGGAGAGUGGCACCAUCACGUCAAGAACAACCUCACAAGCUUGCGCUGCUUGCAGAUACCAACGCAGGAAGUGCGGACCCAACUGCAUUCUCGCACCUUUUUUUCCUCAUCAUCGCCACAAACAAUUCCGCCAUGCCCAUAGGCUCUUCGGAGUUGGCAAAAUCACCAACAUGAUUAAACCUCUCGAGCCUCAUAACAGAAACAUGGCCAUUGCCACCAUUCUCUUCGAGUCCGAUAUGAGAGCCAAGGACCCUGUUGGUGGCUGCUCAAGGAUCCUUCAACGCUUGAACUCUCAGAUCGCAUCUGCUCAAGCCGAACUUCAACUUGUACUUCAACACCUUGCCUUAUUCCGAGCACAAGCUCAUCAUAAUUCCAAUGCCCCAAUCCCUCCAUCACCAUCACCAUCACCCUCAUUCUUGCCUACCUCGUCCCCUUACCCUGGACAAAUACGACUUCAAGAACAACAACACCAUCACGCUUAUAACUUGCAUGAAGAUAUGAACAUGAUGGACCCACACAACCCCAUUGCAUAA
Molecule: messenger RNA, 573 nt
Organism: Sphenostylis stenocarpa
Lineage: Eukaryota; Viridiplantae; Streptophyta; Magnoliopsida; Fabales; Fabaceae
Source: the annotation of a GenBank genome assembly